Molecule: messenger RNA, 2004 nt
Organism: Selaginella moellendorffii
Lineage: Eukaryota; Viridiplantae; Streptophyta; Lycopodiopsida; Selaginellales; Selaginellaceae
Product: pentatricopeptide repeat-containing protein At4g02750-like
Exons: 1
Coding region: 1-2004 (667 amino acids)
Molecular function (GO): protein binding
Source: RefSeq, a predicted model, not a curated record
AUGUUGGCCGCUGACGUGUGCCCUAUUGCUGACGUGUACUAUGCCAACAGGGCGAUUGAGCGCCACGGCAAGUGCGGCAAUGUGGGCAUGGCGCGGCAAGUUUUCGAUGCCUUGGGCGAUAAAAAAAGGGACAUUUUUUCAUGGAAUUUGAUGAUCCUGGCUCAUGCGCGAAAGGGCGAGAUCAGGGAGGCUAAUAUUUUGUUUGAUUUGAUGCCGCUGUUUGAUAUGCCGACUUGGAAUGUCAUGCUUACAGCAUUUGCCAGAAGCGGGGAUUUGGAACAAGCCGAAGAGACCUUUCGUCUUAUGCCCGAGAAGAAUUUGAUAUCCUGGACUGCCAUGGUAACCGCGUACGCACACGUAUUAGACGCUGACAGAGCAAAAGAAGUUUUCGAUCAGAUGCCGCAAGUGAAUCUCGUGUCAUGGACUGCCAUUCUUACUGCAAAUGCCCAGAGAGGAGAUAUUUCUGCUUGUGAAACUAUUUUUGCUGGGAUUCCCGAGAGAGAUCUCGUGUCAUGGAACGCAAUGCUUGCUGCGUGUUCAGUUAAAGGCCAAGUCAAGAAAUGCAACGCAAUCUUUCUGCUUAUGCCACAGCACGAUCUUGUGUCCUGGACGACAAUGCUUGCAGUGAAUGCCCACAAUGGGCCUAGCAUUGAAGACUGCAAGCGUGCGUUUGACAAGAGCCCGCAGCACAACCUCAUCUCCUACAACGCGAUGCUUUCGGCGUAUUCACUCCACGGCUACGUGCUCGAAGCGGAGCGUUUGUUCUUCCACUCGAUGCCGGAGAGAAACCUUGUGUCUUGGAACACAAUGCUUGCAGUUUACACUCACAAUGGACACACAGCCAAGGCUUUAGAAUUGUUCCACUCAAUCCCAAUCCACGACCAAGUCUCAUUCACGCUCGUCAUCUCCCUUCUCGGAGACAUGGCCUUAGAGUGCAGCAACCGCAAGGAAUCGUGGGAGCUCCUCUCGCGGGCCAAGGACAUGUUUGAUCACGCAAUGCCACACUACACGCUCAUCGCUUGCAAUGCCAUGCUCUCUGCGUAUGCCCGAAACGGGCAGCUCGAAGAAGCCCGGAGGAUCUUCUCAGAGCUCCAGGAGCGCGACGUCGUCGCCUGGAACUCGAUGCUCUCGGCAUUCUUGAUGUCCGGGAGCUUGGACGAGGUGAAGAAGACGUACGACGACAUGCCAUGCAGGAGCCUCGUUUCCAACACCACAAUGCUGGAUGCCUACGUUCAAAACGGCCGCUUCGAGGAAGCCAAAAGCUUGUUCGACGCGAGAAUGCCACAGCACAACACUGCCUCUUGGAACGCAAUGCUAUCAGCGUAUGCCCACAAUCGCUACCUGGAACAGACGAAAGCCUUGCUGGCUCAGAUGCCCGAAGCCAAUCUCGUGUCUUGGAACACUCUUCUUUUCGCAUAUGCCCAAGAAGGGCAUAUGGGGAAAGCCAAGACGUUCUUCGACAGGAUGCCGGAGUGGAGUGUUGUGUCGUGGGGAUCACUGCUCGCCACCUUAGUAACUUACAAGAAAACCAAGUUCCAAGACGAGCAGCUGGUGUCAAACUGGACAGCACUAAAUCUGUUUACAGGAUGGAUGCAUUUGAGCAGCACCCCUCCGGACAAGGUUUGCUUCGUCUCGGCUCUUGUGUCUUGCAGCCAUGCCGGAAAGGUCUACAAUGGCCGGGCUUGCUUCGUUUCGAUGCAAGCGGACUUUGGGAUCAAGCCCAACAAGCGGCACUACUCUUGCAUCCUGGACGUGCUUGUUCGCGCUGGAUAUCUUGCCCAGGCAUGCGAUCUCAUGUCAAGCAUGCCCUUUGUUCCAGACAUUGUAGAUUGGGUGUGUGUUUUGGGAGGCUUUGAGUCGAGUAGCGAUGUCGUCAAGUUGAGAGGAGCAAAUGCCGCUAGCGAAAUUGUUAGAAACGUUAUCGAUCUCAAGCCUUUAGGUGGAGCUGCAUACAUCUUGCUCUCAAACAUGCACAUUCUCACUUCUUCCCCGCCUAGAUGCUAA